Branchiostoma belcheri (Belcher's lancelet) is the source of this 1530-nucleotide messenger RNA. Its product is annotated as cytochrome P450 2U1-like. NCBI's taxonomy places the organism in Eukaryota, Metazoa, Chordata, Leptocardii, Amphioxiformes, Branchiostomatidae. Gene Ontology annotation, cellular component: intracellular membrane-bounded organelle; cytoplasm. Gene Ontology annotation, biological process: xenobiotic metabolic process. Gene Ontology annotation, molecular function: iron ion binding; oxidoreductase activity, acting on paired donors, with incorporation or reduction of molecular oxygen, reduced flavin or flavoprotein as one donor, and incorporation of one atom of oxygen; heme binding. The transcript has 7 exons. Bases 1 to 1530 code for a protein of 509 amino acids. The record is from RefSeq and is a predicted model, not a curated record.
AUGGCGGCCGCCAUCGUCGGCUGGGUAACUGAGUCUGUCCGGGAGAUUUUGCAGAUCUCUGGGCUGAAUCUGCAGUCUUUUCUUGUCUUCUGUGCGGCCUUUAUCCUGGCGUGUUUCAUCUUAAAGCCCCGCAGAAACCUGCCUCCCUACCCGGCAGGACGUGUGCCUGUUCUCGGGCACCUCCUCGCCUUGGGCCGAGCGCCUCACCUCAAGCUGACGGCGUGGAGGCGGCAGUACGGGGACGUCUUCACCGUCAGGAUGGGGAUGGAAGAUGUGGUGGUUCUGAGCGGCUACACUGCCGUCAAGGACGCGCUCGUGGACAGGUCCGAGCUGUUCGCCUCCAGGCCGGCAGUUUACCUGGCUAAUACAAUGCUUGGUUUUGGAAAAGACAUAGAUUUUGCACGCUGGGGACCCGAGUUCAGACAGAGAAAGAAGUUUGCCACCGCCGUCCUAAAGAAACUGGGCAUGAAGAUCGGAACUGGCAGCAUUGAGGAGAAAAUCCGAGAGGAGGCGAGCUAUCUCCGCAACACGAUUGCAGAAUACAACGAGAACCCCUCUAACAUCGCUUAUGACGUCACUGUGGCUUUCGCCAACGUCAUCUGCUCUAUGCUAAUGGGGAAGCGGUAUGACUACAGGGACAAGACGUUCAGGGAACUGGCAGACGCGGUUUUCGUGGCCAUGGCUGAAGCUGGAGCUGGGCAGAUCAUAGACGUUUUCCCCUUGCUACGGUUUGUUCCUGUCGUGAAUAGAGCCGGCAUCAAUGCGUUGAAGGAGUCCUCCAAGAUCCAAAAUGUGAUAAGACAGGAGAUAUCUCGCCAUUGCGAGAAUCUGGAUCGUGAGAACCCGCGAGAUUUCAUCGACUUCUGCCUGUUGGAGGUUGAGAAGCAGGAAAAGGUGGAGGGUCUGACGGAGGAGAACGUCAUGUACAUGGCCCAGAACCUCUUCUUUCAAGGAGUUCACACAACCGCCUACGCACUGAUGUGGAGUCUGCUGUACAUGACUUUGAACGCCGAUAUCCAGAAUAAGGUGCAGCAGGAGCUUGAUGCCGUUGUUGGUGAGGGUCUGCCCACCCUGUCCCACCGUUCCCAGCUGCCCUACGUGAACGCCUGUCUGCUGGAGGUCAUGAGGAUCCGGCCCGUUGCACCUCUCGCGGCUCCCCACUUCACCACAGAGACGGUCAAAAUGCGGGAAUAUGACGUAGCUAAGGACACUCAGGUGCUUGUUAACCUGUACUCCCUCCACACGGACCCCGCCUACUGGCCUGAUCCGGACCGGUUUGACCCCGGAAGGUUUCUGGGCGUGGAAGGGAACGUCAUCAACAAGCCUGAGUCUUUCCUGCCUUUCGGAGGAGGCCGACGUGCGUGUCUUGGGGAGCAGCUGGCCAAGAUGGAGCUUUUCCUGUUCUUCUCGACCCUGCUGCAGUCCUUCACCUUCAGGACGCCAGAUGGCGCUCCUCCUCCAAACACUGACGGCGCCUUUGGUUCGACCUUGACCCCGCACCCGUUUGAGCUCUGUGCGAUCUCGCGUUAG